GCAUCUGUCUCACACUGACUGUGACCAACAGAUACAAAACUGAUAUUUAUUCAAAAAGGGAAUCAUGGAAUCAUUCUUGAUCAGUAGCCAUUCUGACGCCAAAGCAGUAGCAGUAACAACUCUCAGCUCGGUUUUCUACGACGCAUCAUCGUUCAGAUACCAUCGCCACACGUGCUUGUAACAACGGUCCAGCCAAGACUGGCAGAUUUGAACUCUCCAACACCAACAUGGCGGGCAGAUACUGGCGCCGUAGUAUUUCUUUGCUGGCAUUCGGCAUCUUUUGCGUCCUGAGUAGUACUACGACAGCCCAGCAAAACGGAAAAUGCAGCUCCAAUGGAGGCGAGUGCGUCCCCAGAGACGAAGUGGAAACUGGUUGUAAGCGUUCGCCGUUCCGCUGUCCGCCAGGGUCUGUCUGCUGCCUGACAACAGGACCCCAAUCGAGGCAGGGUAGUCCACCCAAGCAAGUCGGCCCGAAGCGGAAGUGCGUCAAACGUAAGCCCUGCACCCUCGAGAUGGGCAUCUGCGUACCAGUGAAAAAAAACACCUGUACUACGGGAACUGACGACACCCUGUGUAAAGGGGCGAGCUGCACCUGUUGCCUAGACGUAUUGGAUUGCAAGCAAGUGAAAAAGUGCACGAAAAAGGGAGGCCAUUGCAUGAAAGUGACCGAAGCCUCCUCCACUUGUGCAGGGAAUACUGAUGCUCGUCUGUGCAAAGGAUCGAAAUGUACUUGCUGCUUGUCGGGGUCUUGUCAGUGCGGCCGAGCCAACGAACCUCGAAUCGUGGGAGGGCAGGUGGUGACACCCGAACACAAGUAUCCUUGGCUGACCAGCAUUUAUAGGGACAAUGGAGACACCUUCAUCUGUGGAGCCAGCGUUAUCGAUGACCGCCACAUCCUCACAGCGGCCCACUGCAUGUUCAGAGACCAAGACCAAGUCUAUCCCCUCUCGCGCGACGAAGUCCGAGUAGGGUUAGCGGACCACAACUUAAUCUCGACGGCGGACGACAUCCCCGGUGUAACUAAGAAAGUUGAAAUCGAAGACUAUGUAGUUCACGAGCAAUACGACAGUACCACUAGCGAGAAUGAUAUUGCCAUUAUCACACUGAAGGAGCCUUUAACCUUGACAGCCGACGGUCCUAUCAGACCCAUUUGCCUUCCGGCAGACGACAGCAAGACUUACGAGGGAGACAACGGCAUCGUCGCGGGAUGGGGCAAGUUGCAGUCUACCGAUCCAGCUGGAACCAACGUGCCAUACGAGGUCUCUGUCCCAAUCCUUAGUCCUGCUUGCCCAGGGGAAUUCCCGAGUGAUUACGUCAUCACACAGAACAACAUCUGCGCCGGACUGGUCGAGGGAGGGAAAGACUCCUGCCAGGGGGACUCAGGAGGUCCCCUCGUUGUGUUGGAGGGCCAGACUUACACUCAGGUGGGAGUCGUGUCCUUCGGCGACGGAUGUGCCAAACCGAACAGUCCGGGAAUCUACACGAGGACCAGCAAGUACCUGGAUUGGAUCAAGAGUAAAACACAGGGCGGCAGAGUGUGUCCACCGGCCGUUUAAAGACGCUCACUGAUAUUAUCUCGUCUCUGGAAACCUGGCUUCCUCUGAACUCUAGUCUUAUACUUUCUGACUUGCUUGUGCUUGAGCUCGUAGUUAGGCUAUAAUUUUGAAAGUUCCUUUGUUCUAUCAUUAAGAUAUUAUAAUUAUUCAAAAGAAAGGGAUUACUAUGAGAUUCAGAGCCUUUGUCUAAUGUAUGGUUUCUAAACUAUACGUGACAUAAACAUAUGUUUGAAAUUCUGAGUGAAUAUUCGUACCUUGUCAAGGCUUCAAGAAUGGCGGCUAUGAUAAGUCAUUGUCAACGUGGUUGCAAGACAGCUUUUGUGAUUCGACCUGCACAAUUGUUUACAAGUGAGGAGGCCCGGGGCAAACCCUACGUAAGCUUGAACGGGUAAAUGAAUAAUAGGGCCCUUUUUUUGGGUAAGGAGUACAUCCGGACAUCCAAGGCUACCAAGUUCUCGUCAUUUGUUGAUUUUCAAAAGGUGCAGAAAAUGAUCAAAGGAGUUACGACGAAUGCCGAUGUUUUCUUCACUUUCUUAAUUGAUUUUUAACUGUAUAAUUUUUCAAUGGAGAAAUGGUGAUAGAAAUAAUUUUUCGGAUUACAUGUAGAUACCCUUUUCUUCUUCAAGGAAUUUAGCACUCGACCUCAUGACACAAAUCAUAUAUACUUCUACUACUACUACAAAGUGUGAACAAGGAGUAUUGGUUGUAUUUUAUUGUUGCUAGAGAUUGAGACUUUUUCACGAAUAGCCAAUUAUCCAUCGAGAAGGAGGCAAGUUAAUGACUGUCAUAAGUUACGUCAUUAUAUCUUUGUCAGGUACGAUGGUAAAAUCUUAUUCCGGAAAAAAAACAUCGGGAAUUCGGCUGUGAAUCUCAUAGUAGUCAUUAGCGGUUUCUAAAGAAGUUUAAUUUUGAAUUUAACAUUGAACACGACAGUACAAAAUACAAUAAGUUUUUUCCUGUUAAAUUAAUUUUUUUUAAAAUUUGGCCUAAAGAGUUAAUAUAUCAUUAAAAUACAUAAUAGUUACAUGAUUUAAAAGUAAAUAAUAGCUGAAAGCAAAAUAACAAGAUAAAUAUAUAUGAACAUACGUAUUUAUUUACAUUCUGUCUGACCCAUUCUGUUCAAUGUAAACUUGCCGACAUUUUUGAAUGACUUGUCCUUUUCUUCCAUGUGUUUCGUGUGAUUCCAAUUGGAGGAUAUAUUGCACUAUAGUAAUAAAGGUUGCACUGCAUAUAAAA
Molecule: messenger RNA, 2792 nt
Organism: Macrobrachium nipponense
Lineage: Eukaryota; Metazoa; Arthropoda; Malacostraca; Decapoda; Palaemonidae
Product: anionic trypsin-2-like
Exons: 6
Coding region: 228-1556 (442 amino acids)
Biological process (GO): proteolysis
Molecular function (GO): serine-type endopeptidase activity
Source: RefSeq, a predicted model, not a curated record